AACCUGGAGAUUUAAAAGCCGCCGGCUGGCGCGCGUUAGGGGGAGGCUGGGGGGACGAACUUGCACGCGCUAGCCCCAGGUGACAGCCGCCCGCCUCGGCCAGCUCUUGGCUAUGGACAGUGCUAUCACCCUGUGGCAGUUCCUCCUUCAGCUCCUACAGAAGCCUCAGAACAAGCACAUGAUCUGCUGGACGUCUAAUGAUGGGGAGUUCAAGCUUCUGCAGGCAGAAGAGGUGGCUCGUCUCUGGGGCAUUCGAAAGAACAAGCCUAAUAUGAAUUAUGACAAACUCAGCCGAGCCCUCAGAUACUAUUACGUAAAGAAUAUCAUUAAAAAAGUGAAUGGUCAGAAGUUUGUGUACAAGUUUGUCUCUUACCCAGAGAUUUUGAAGAUGGAUCCAAUGACAGUAGGCAGGAUUGAGGGAGACUGUGAAGCUUUAAGCUUUAGUGAAGUCAGCAGCAGUUUCAGAGAUGUGGAGAAUGGAGGGAAAGAGAAGCCACCUCAUCCUGGCGCCAAGACCUCUAGCCGCAAUGACUAUAUACACUCUGGCUUAUAUUCUUCCUUCACUCUCAACUCUUUGAACUCCUCCAAUAAGAAGGUUUUCAAAUCUAUAAAGAUUGAGAAUCCAGCUGAGAAAUUGGCAGAGAAAAAAUCUCCUCAGGAGCCAGCACCAUCUGUCAUCAAAUUUGUAACAACACCUUCCAAAAAGCCACCAGUUGAACCUGUCGCUGCCGCCUUUUCUACUGGCCCAAGUAUUUCUCCAUCUUCAGAAGAAACUGUCCAAGUGCUGGAGACUUUGGCUUCCCCCAAACUGCCUUCCCUGGAAGCCCCAGCCUCUGCAUCCAAUGUAACUGCUGCCACGCCUCCUGUUUCGUCCAUGCCCCCUUCUUUGCAGGAGCCUCCUAGAACACCUUCGCCACCGCUGAGUUCUAACCCAGACAUUGACACAGACAUCGAUUCGGUGGCUUCUCAGCCAAUGGAACUUGCAGAGAACUUGCCACUGGAGCCUAAAGACCAGGAUUCAUUUUUGCUAGAAAAGGACAAAACAAAUAAUUCAUCAAGAUCCAAGAAGCCUAAAGGAUUAGAGCUGGCGCCCACCCUUGUGAUCACAGGCAGUGAUCCGAGCCCACUGGGAAUAUUAAGUCCAUCUCUCCCUACAGCUUCUCUUACGCCAGCACUUUUUUCACAGACGCCCAUCUUACUGACUCCGAGCCCCUUGCUCUCCAGUAUCCACUUUUGGAGUACUCUUAGCCCUGUUGCUCCCCUGAGUCCAGCCAGACUGCAAGGUGCUAACACUCUUUUCCAGUUUCCUUCUGUACUGAACAGUCAUGGGCCGUUCACUCUGUCUGGCCUGGAUGGACCUUCCACCCCUGGCCCAUUUUCCCCAGAUCUACAGAAAACAUAACCUAUGCACUUGUGGAAUGAAAGAACAAAGGAAUAAAGAAGCGGGGACGUUCAACAUGAUUAUAUUUGAAGUGAGCAAUUGAUAGUUCCACAAUGCUAAUAAUAGACUAUUGUGAUUUUUGCCGUUCCUCAUUGAAAUGCCUUUUUAGGUUUUCCUUUGAAUAAGACUCAAAUUGGACUAUGUAUAAAAAUGCCUUAAUUGGAGUCCUAACUCCACCUCCCUCUUUUUCUUUUUUUUUUAAAUAUUUUGAACUUUGUGUUAAAGGAAUUUUUGGUGGGGUUUAGCAGCUGGCUAUGCUUUGCAAGAGUGAUUAAGAACAAAGUUACUCCUUCUGCCUUAUUGGAACUCUUUGGCCAAGAAAAAAAGCAUGCUUUGAGUAUAUUAUUUAAAGACGUAUUAGUUAAAUGAAAUUGGCCAUAUUUUUAGGACUAAGUGUGCUCUGUUGAAUAACUAAAAGUGAGCUGUACAUAAGCAGUGACAGAGAAGAAUCUUUCCUAUUCACACAAAGUAAGAUUGGAGCAGUACUAUUGGGGAGAUUCUAUUCUGCUGUGAAUGUAACCUGUGUAAGCAACUCCACAAAAAGGCAUCUCAUUGACAUUUAUUCAGGGUAGGUCUCUUAGCCACAUGUGUGAUCUUGUCUGAACCUGUCAUCAGAGCAUGGUGCUAGUCUAUUUCAAGAUAGGAAGAUCUUUAAACCUGGGGUUUAAGAUAGUAUUUGGAACAGCCAGUGAGUGUAUGGGACCCCAUGUCUAGCACAGAAAUGUUGUUUGCUCUCUGGGUGAUGUGAUUACACACCCGUGGAAUACAGCAUGGUAAAUGAUGGCUUUUAGGAUGAUGAACCUGGGUUUUGAAAUUUUGAGGCAUCUCUUGAGUAAAAGAUUGAAUAAGAUAACCUGAAACAACAUGUGGGGCUUUUCCCAGUUUGAAGAUACUCAGUGU
This is a messenger RNA of Ceratotherium simum simum (southern white rhinoceros), 2341 nucleotides long. NCBI's taxonomy places the organism in Eukaryota, Metazoa, Chordata, Mammalia, Perissodactyla, Rhinocerotidae. The record is from RefSeq and is a predicted model, not a curated record.